Molecule: messenger RNA, 1842 nt
Organism: Achroia grisella
Lineage: Eukaryota; Metazoa; Arthropoda; Insecta; Lepidoptera; Pyralidae
Product: phosphatidylcholine:ceramide cholinephosphotransferase 2-like
Exons: 2
Coding region: 375-1697 (440 amino acids)
Biological process (GO): sphingomyelin biosynthetic process; ceramide biosynthetic process
Cellular component (GO): endoplasmic reticulum membrane; Golgi membrane
Molecular function (GO): sphingomyelin synthase activity; ceramide cholinephosphotransferase activity
Source: RefSeq, a predicted model, not a curated record
AGUACGCGCCAGCCGCUUCGCACGCGCGCUCGUAACAACGAAAUAUCCGUUUGUUUUUUAAUACUAAUUCCUAACGCGAUAAAUACUGCCGUCCGGUACGUGUAUUGUAGUAAGUGAACGUCACCAUCGACCGUUGCAGUUCGACAGCUAAGCCUUUGACGAGUGGGCCGUUACCUGUGCAGUGUAGUGAGUGCAUAUAGUUUUCCAUUUCGACCUAGUUUACGUGACUUUGUGAUUUUACUGGACGCGAAGCGGCCCCUCCGGCUUUCUAUCGGUAGUAUAAGCACAGAACAUCGGAAUCGAUGAGCAUUAGCGUUCGACUACGAUGAUAAUUGAACCAUUGAUCGUGCACAUUCCAACCGAAUGGUGAUUGGAUGACGAUAUCGGCCCGUUCCCCGGAUAAAGAGCCAUCGCCGCCAAAACAAAUCAACUUUGCGGAGCCGCUGGUAGAGUCUGUGCGGGUGUACCUCGCCAAUGAGCUGCCCUCCAAGGAGCUAGCGCUGGUUCCCCGAGAGCCCAGUCCCCCGCCCCCGGCCACGCCAGAGCUCUGCGAUGUUGACAUAGCCACCCACACUGCGUGUGAAGAAAUCAAAGGCAUCAACUUCGAGCCUCGUCUAAAACGAAAUGACUUAAACAAUAACGCCUCGCGGCAGCAAAGCGAAAGGAGCCAGAACGGCGACAUGCCUAGCCAAGCAGAACUGAUGCAGCGGCAACCUCUGCUAGCGCGCGGUGUAAAAAAAGACGCGCCGCAGCCGACCACCGACGAGUCAGACCCGGACCAAGACCAUUCGCCGCAGCGCACGCACACCGGAGACUUCAUCGUUGAAAUACCCGCCGGGACUGCCAGGGAGGAGAGAUAUCCAAAAGAAAUAUGGAAAACUAUAAUAUCUUUCGUCUUCUUGUUCCUAUGCGUGUGCAUCAAUAUGAUGUCACUGUCGUUAGUGCACGAACGACUGCCUGACAGGAACACGACGGCGCCACUCAACGACAUUGUACUGGACAAUAUAGAUGCCAGAGACUGGGGCCUAGCUGUGUCAGAAUAUCUAAUCAUGAUAUCAACGACGGUGGCCACGCUAGUGAUCAUCUUCCACAAACACAGAUUUAUAGUAGCUCGGAGGUUGUUCUUCAUCAUCGGCUUGCUGUACCUGUACCGAUCGAUCACCAUGUUCGUGACCGUUCUGCCGGUGUCGAGCACCACGUACUUCUGCAGCCCUAAGAGCAACAACACGACACCGCUGCUCGUCUUCAAAAGAAUGUUUUACUUAAUAUCAGGCUUCGGCCUGUCUAUAAACGGAAAACACACAUACUGCGGGGAUUAUAUAUAUUCAGGACAUACUAUGGUUCUUGUGUUAAGUUAUUUGAUAGUAGCUGAGUAUUCACCAAAAAAAUUGUGGCCCGUACACUGGGCGAUGUGGGGUUCAGCGUUGCUGGGCGUGUCAUUCGUGCUGUUGGCCCACGGACAUUACACGGUGGACGUAGUGAUCGCCUAUUACGUGACUACGAGACUGUUCUGGACGUUCCAUUCGUUGCUGGUGACGCCGCAUCGGAGCAACGGCUACAACAACUACAUGAUCCAGCGCGAGUGGUGGUACUGGCUGUUCACAUACCUGGAGCGGAACGUGCGAGGGCCGGUGCCGCGACGGUACGACUGGCCGCUGCCGUGGCCGCGCACCAAGCUGUUCAGCCGGCUCAGCUAGUGACGCGCUCGUGCAGCGCUGCCACCUCCAGAACGUGUAUGACGCUCACUCACCUUCUGCGAGUGCCUCUUCAGGACCUGCAGCUCCUUCGGACUGGUCCGCGUGCAAAUGGCCAGCGUGAGCGUGUAGUCGAACUGGUGUACAA